GACCACAACGAGAACACGCUGUCGCAUUUAAAACAGUUGGACAAACGGAGUGUUCAAUCAUCGUAACAAUUAACUAUUUUCUUUUUAAACAAUAUUUUACCCCACAAGUUAUUUAAACACAUGAGUGAUUUAUUACUUGUUUGUUUAAGAUGCUAAACAUAAUAAAAUGAUCAAUUUGGACACUACAGUAAAUGAAUUUGAAAUAUAGUAUCGUAUUUUCCCAUUUUGUUCCGGACCAAAACACAACAGAAAGGAAACGGGCUGCUGCUGUGUUAACUCGUUAGCACGUUCAAAAUGAUGCCAUUAGCUCUCAGUAAAACAUUUGGGCAAAAGCCAGUCAAAUUUCAACUUGAAGAAGAUGGAGAUUUUUACAUGGUUGGCUCUGAGGUUGGAAACUAUCUGCGUAUGUUUAGAGGCUCUUUAUAUAAGAGAUAUCCGUCUUUGUGGAGGAGACUUGCCUCAGUUGAGGAGAGGAAAAAGAUAGUAGCAUCUUCACAUGCCACCAGCGUAACUCUCCUGAAAGCAUCAGAGUGUGAAGAGAUCUUUGAAGGAAAUGAUGAGAAGUAUAAAGCUGUGUCUAUCAGCACUGAGCCCCCAGCUUAUCUCAGGGAACAAAAGGCAAAGCGUAGCAGCCAAUGGGUGCCUACAUUACCCAACAGCUCACACCACCUUGAUGCCGUGCCUUGCUCCACCACAAUUAACCGCAACAGAAUUGGUAAAGACAAGAAAAGGACUUUCCCUUUGUGCUUUGAUGACCAUGACCCAGCAGUCAUUCAUGAGAAUGCAGCUCAAACUGAGAUGCUGGUUCCCAUUCGUCUGGACAUGGAGAUCGACGGUCAGAAACUGAGAGAUACCUUUACAUGGAAUAUGAAUGAAAAACUUAUGACACCAGAGAUGUUUGCAGAGAUCUUAUGUGAUGAUCUUGAUCUAAAUCCAUUGGCAUUUGUUCCUGCCAUUGCAUCAGCCAUUCGUCAGCAGAUAGAGUCUUAUCCUACUGACAGUAUACUAGAAGAACAGGCAGACCAGAGAGUCAUCAUAAAGCUGAACAUUCACGUAGGAAACAUCUCUUUGGUGGACCAGUUUGAGUGGGACAUGUCUGAAAAGGAGAAUUCUCCUGAGUCUUUUGCUUUAAAGCUCUGUUCAGAACUUGGACUUGGUGGUGAGUUUGUAACCACUAUUGCAUACAGCAUCCGUGGUCAGCUCAGUUGGCACCAGAGGACCUAUGCCUUCAGUGAAAAUCCACUUCCCACAGUGGAAAUUGCUAUUCGCAAUACAGGGGAUGCAGACCAGUGGUGUCCUCUGCUGGAAACACUUACGGAUGCAGAAAUGGAAAAGAAAAUCCGAGACCAAGACCGCAAUACAAGACGGAUGAGGCGAUUGGCCAACACCGCUCCUUCGUGGUAGAUGGUGUAUUGAAGUUUACCUGGAGCCUGCUGUUAUUAUACCACUAUAUGUCCAUAGUGUUGGUGAAGCACAGUCAGUUAACUUGAACCUGUUUUCGGACACUAACACCACUUGCUUCAUCCUUCAUAGAAAUCACAUUCAUUCUCAUGACGCAGAUUCCAACCAGAGCAUGCUGAUCCUCUUGUCCAGAUACUUCAGUUUAAUGUAAAACAUAUAAUCUUGUAUUUACUGAGAAUGUAUGUUUUGUAAAAUAACACAAGUAGGAACAACAAGGUAACAUGUAGUGAAUUGUUUUCUACUUUGUUCCAGACAUUUAAAUGCAGUGUUUGAACUUUUUGUAAAUGGCUGAAGGCAAAACUAGUGCAAACAGAUAAUUGAGGUGAAAUUUUUCUGUAAAUUUGUUUUGUGUGUAAUGUUUUAAUUUCCAGUACCCUGGCAAAUGAACAAAGAUUAAAUCUAGAUAAUAGAAAAUUACUUAAAAUAAAGUAGUUUAUUAAAUCAUUUACCAAUGGACAACUACAUAAUCCACCUCAUCCAGUUUGUUUGGUGGGCUUGUACUUUGUUCAAGAGGGGCUCAAGAGUAUUCAUUUGAAUCUGACUCAUUAAGGCUCCUAAAAUAUUUGAGGUAAAUAGUCAGAUAUUUCAGUUUGAAUUGUGCCUCAUAUUACAUUGUUGUUUAAUAAUCAUUAGUAGAUUUCACUUUACUGCUGAACUGUAGCGGGCUGUACAAUACCAAAAGAUUCCUCUGUUUUACCAUGUAAGCCAGUAAAACAAGCAAUGAAGUAAACAAUGGAUCAAUGUGUGUUAUCAAGUUCUCUUUGUAUGCUUGUGGGAGUUUUUUAUACAUAAAAUAAAAAUACAAGCAAGGUCAUAUCAUUUGAAGGCUUAUCUAUUUUUGGACAAAGCAAGAUGUUUUUUUAUGCUGUUUUGGAUGUUUGGAUGGAUGAACACGAGCAGAUAUGGUUAUUACAAUUGAAGUCUGAAUAAAUAAGUAAAGUUAC
Messenger RNA from Periophthalmus magnuspinnatus, 2405 nucleotides. It is a transcript of the gene smarcb1b, whose product is annotated as SWI/SNF related, matrix associated, actin dependent regulator of chromatin, subfamily b, member 1b. Gene Ontology annotation, biological process: regulation of transcription by RNA polymerase II; chromatin remodeling. Gene Ontology annotation, cellular component: nuclear chromosome; nucleus. Gene Ontology annotation, molecular function: transcription coregulator activity. The transcript has 9 exons. Lineage: Eukaryota; Metazoa; Chordata; Actinopteri; Gobiiformes; Gobiidae. The coding region runs from base 295 to 1404 and encodes 369 amino acids. The record is from RefSeq and is a predicted model, not a curated record.